AAAGAGCUCAGUUUCCCUUCAGGGCACAGAGGCUGUUUGUCUUCACAGAACGUGAAACCUAUGUGACAGUCAGAGAGAAAAUAGGGAAUUAGCGCAGCAAGAAAAUCAAAUGGACCCAGAAACCUUCACUUGUUCGAUCUGUUUGGAUCUACUGAAGGAUCCAGUGACUAUUCCCUGUGGACACAGCUACUGCAUGAACUGUAUUACAAAACUCUGGAAUGGCGAGAAGGUAAAGAAAAUCCAAAGCUGUCCUCAAUGUAGGCAGAUCUUCACAGUGAGGCCCGUGCUGGUGAAAAAUACCAUUUUAGCAAAUUUAGUGGAGGAGCUGAAGAAGACUGGACUCCAAGCUGCUACUGCUGAUCACUGCUAUGCUGGACCUGAAGAUGUGGCCUGUGGUCUCUGUAUUGGAAGAAAACUGAAAGCCCGCGAAUCCUGUUUAAUCUGUCUGACUUCUUACUGUGAGAAACACCUCAAGCCUCAUUAUUAUUCACCUACAUUAAAAGAACACAAGCUGGUGGAGCCCUCCAAGAAGCUCCAGGAGAACAUCUGCUCUCAUCAUGAUGAGGUGAUGAAGAUGUUCUGCCGUUCUGAUCAGCAGAGUAUCUGUUAUCUCUGCUCUGUGGAUGAACAUAAAGGCCACGACACAGUCUCAGCUGCAGCAGAAAGGACUGAGAGGCAGAGAGAGCUGGAGGUGAGUCGACAAAACAUCCAGCAGAGAAUCCAGGACAGAGAGAAAGAUGUGAAGCUGCUUCAACAGGAGGUGGAGGCCAUCAAUCAGUCUGCUGAUCAAACAGUGGAGCAGAGUGAGAAGAUCUUCACUGAGCUGAUCCAUCUCAUCCAGAAAAGAAGCUCUGAUGUGAAGCAGCAGAUCAGAUCCCAGCAGGAAACUGAAGUGAGUCGAGUCAAAGAGCUUGAGGAGAAGCUGGAGCAGGAGAUCACUGAGCUGAAGAGAAAAGAUGCUGAGCUGAAGCAGCUCUCACACACAGAGGAUCACAUCCAGUUUCUACACAACUACCCCUCACUGUCAGCACUCAGUGAGUCUACAGACUCAUCCAGCAUCAAUAUCCGUCCUCUGAGCUACUUUGAGGAUGUGACAGCAGCUGUGUCAGAGGUCAGAGAUAAACUACAGGACAUUCUCAGAGAGGAAUGGACAAACAUCUCACUGACAGUCACUGAAGUGGAUGUUUUACUGUCGGAUCCACAAGCAGAGCCAAAGACUAGAGCGGAAUUUUUAAAAUAUUCACGUGAAAUCACACUGGAUCCAAACACGGCAAACACAUAUCUGUUAUUAUCAGAGGAGAACAGAAAAGCAACAUCCACAAAGAAACAGUCUUAUUCUGAUCAUCCAGACAGAUUCACUGGAUGGUGGCAGGUCCUGAGUAGACAAAGUCUGACUGGACGUUGUUACUGGGAGGUGGAGUGGAGAGGUGGAGGAAUUAUUGUAGCAGCUGCGUACAAGAAUAUCAGCAGAGUAGAAACUGGAUGUUGGUUUGGACAUAAUGACAAAUCUUGGGCAUUAGAUUGUUUGAAAAAUAGUUAUACAUUUUGGUACAACAACAUCCAAACUCGUGUCUCAGGUCCUCGUUCCUCCAGAGUAGGAGUGUACCUGGAUCACAGAGCAGGUAUUUUGUCCUUCUACAGCGUCUCUGAAACCAUGACUCUCCUCCACAGAGUCCAGACCACAUUCACUCAGCCGCUCUAUGCUGGACUUUGGCUUUGUUAUUCUUAUGGGGACAUUGCUGAGUUUGUUAAACUGAAAUAGACUGAAUCCUUUCAUACUGUUGUGGGAUUAAAACAGUAUUUUAGUUUCCAUUUCUUUUUUUGUUUCCAUCAUUAUUGUGGCAUUCUGCAAUGCACAGAAAUCAGUUACACAUUACAGGUGGUACCUUGACAUGUUCUAAAUGUUCUCUUGAUGUUUUUGAGGUCUUGUUAGAUUGAGCUCUUUACUGUGUCUGUCUAGCCAUAAAAACAAUCACUUCUUGUGACUCCUGUGAACAAACUGACACGGUGUGGUUUUACAAAUGUCUCUUUGCUGAUGUUGCUGAAGAUGCUGAAAGCUCAGUGAAGUUUUCUUUAAAAUGUUUUUCUGAAGGUUAAUUUUAAAAUUGAUGCACAACACAAGAGGGCACCUUCAUCCUGCUAACAGGGAUGUAGAGGAGGUUAAAACACCUCAGCUCAGUUUGUCCACAUUUUUUAGAUUCUGACAUGUUUUUAGCCUGAUAAAACCCUUUAUGAGUCGAUUGUAUUGCAAAUCAUGGUAAAAAGAAUCAAAUUGUCAUUAGCUAAUUAAUUUGGAGCUGUAUCAUGUAAUAUUAUAGAAACAUUUCCUUCAAAAACAGAAUAUUUACUAACUGACCUUUUUCCAUGGACUCAUGUCUUCCUCAUCUUACUGCCACGUUGAAACCACAAACUCCAGAAGAUGUACAACAAAUUGUGCAUCUUCACCACACAGCUUUCUACUGUUUACUUUCAUACCCACUAAAUAAGAACCAAAAAUAUAAUAUAAUUAAUAUGAAAGUAUGAAUUUUUAUGUACCCCUUAAAAGAAAAGAAAUCUUAUUUGCUUGUUUCUUCUUGGUCAUAAUCCUGGAUCCUGAAAGGUUUUGAGUUUUUGGACUUCUAGUGUAUCCCUGUUCACUGUACCCUCUGCUAAACACCCCUCCCAAGAGGUUUUGGCCUCUAGUCAAAGGAACAUUGUAAUAAAGCAUAUUUCACCCAGUGGGGGUUUAAUUUAUUC
Molecule: messenger RNA, 2736 nt
Organism: Haplochromis burtoni (Burton's mouthbrooder)
Lineage: Eukaryota; Metazoa; Chordata; Actinopteri; Cichliformes; Cichlidae
Product: tripartite motif-containing protein 16-like
Exons: 1
Coding region: 110-1762 (550 amino acids)
Molecular function (GO): zinc ion binding; protein binding
Source: RefSeq, a predicted model, not a curated record